CGUCCGUCGCACAUGAGCUUUUCCAUCCGCCGAAGACCGACCGACAGCGUGUGUGUGGGUCUUCAAUCAUCCGAAUCCGAAUUCGAAUCCGACUCCGGCUCCGAUUCCGAGAGCGAUUGAUCAGCCGCCGGCUUACCUAUAACCGAUAACGUAAAUUUGAAUUUUUGCGAGGCGUUCGUCACGCCGGGAAAAAGAUAUUUGCACGGGGAAAGUGAAUAAGUUUGUGCAACUGCAGUAGUACUUUUAUAGUGCACUCUACGGAGUCACAGUUUAAACAGUGUGUGCCACUCGAGUGUCGUGAACAACAACAGCAACAGAAGCAACAAUAAUAGUGGUAGCAAUAAAUAUAAUAAGGGCUUUUUGUGUCAAUAAAACAAUGCCAAGUGUUUUGAUAUGAAAGCGGAGGACUGCCCGGGAAAGCGAUUGCAUUAACUGACCGACCAAGCGAGCAGCGAAGCCAUCAGACAGCAAUUCGAUAAAAUGACAGCAGUUGGGCCGUGCCAGUUGCCCACCAGUUCCGCUUCCACUACAGCUUCCAUCUCCGUCUCCAGUGCCACAGCCAGCGCCAGUGACCAGCUCCAAGGAUAUGCGAAGGGUGUGCGUGCCCCGACCGCCGAGUAGGGCUUAGUUGGGCAGGCCCAGAACAGGACAGCAGCCGGAGAUAGCUCCUCUGCGGACGCAACCGGCCGAUCCAUGGCUGUCAACUUGCAGCUGAAUAAUUUAAGCGCCUUUUAUCCAUCGCUCAUGUAUGUGGCGGCCUCCUCGCUCGCCGCAGGCGGCCAGGGACUGGGCCUGGCAGGAUCGGGGCUGCCGGAGAACAUAUCCAUCGUUUACGAGGACCUGCUGAGUGCGGCGAAUGGAACGGGUGGGGCAACGGGAGCGACAGCUGGCACGAGAGCCGGAGCAGGAGGCGCAACGGGAUUGAAUGUCGUCCUGCCACAGGGUGGCCCAAAUGAGACCGUUGGCGGCGGAGCAUCGGAUGCAGUGGAUGCUCUGACAGAAGCCGGUCCCACCGUUGCCGUGACCACAUUUAAUUAUUACAACGAGUCCGCGGCAGCAGCGGAAUGGUCGCACUUCUACGACUUGGUGCUCUCCUGGCAGGGCAUCUGCCUGAUUGCCGUUUUCGCCACCUUCAUCGUGGUGACCGUCAUCGGCAACACCCUGGUGAUUCUCGCCAUCCUGACCACACGUCGUCUGCGCACCAUUACCAACUGCUUUGUGAUGAGCCUGGCUGUCGCCGACCUGCUCGUGGGCAUAUUCGUAAUGCCACCCGCCGUCGCAGUACAUCUCAUAGGCUCGUGGCAACUCGGCUGGGUGCUCUGCGACAUUUGGAUCUCCCUCGACGUGCUCCUCUGCACGGCCUCCAUACUCAGCCUGUGCGCCAUCAGCGUGGACAGGUACUUGGCCGUGACCAGGCCGCUCACGUACUCCCGUAAACGGCGCUCGAAACGUUUGGCCCUAAUCAUGAUCCUAAUCGUCUGGCUGCUGGCCCUGGCCAUCACCUGUCCCCCCAUUCUGGGCUGGUACGAGCCAGGACGCAGGGAUCUGCGCGAGUGCCGUUACAACCAAAACGAGGGCUACGUCAUCUUCUCGGCCAUGGGAUCCUUCUUCAUACCAAUGGCAGUCAUGAUUUAUGUGUAUGCAAGAAUUUCCUGUGUCAUUGCAUCCAGGCACGACAAUAUGACCGACAUAAGUGUUCACAACAAGAAAUUCAAGCGCUACACGGCGGCGGACGUGGAGAACGAGCUGUCGGAGCAGGAGCAGCACAGCUCAGUGGGCCAGCGACAGAGGCAAGCCACAUCCCGCACCUUCUCCAACCAGACGAUAGCCAAGGAGCUGCACGAAAUGAUGCUGAGCGACAGCGACAACUGUGCUGCUCCACCAGUGACUGGAGGAGGAGGAGGAGCUUCAGGCGGAGGUGGUACUACAGGCACUGCGGGAUCCUCCGCAGGCGCCCACUGUCAAUCGCUGCUGGCGCUUCCCUCCGGCGGCGGCAAGAAUGGGUGCUACGAGCUCACACGACCUUCAUCGCUGAAACGAACGUCCACGGCCUCGACGACCAUUACCACAAUGACAAGUGGCAUCGGGCCGGGCAGCAGUCUCCUGGAUGCCCAGUGGCAGGCCCAGUCUGCAGGCCAGGCGCCCCGCCCCCACAGCUUCCGGCACUCGCGGGCCCAUCACCAUCAUCCGCACUAUCAUCACCAAGGCGGGGUGACCGCAACUUCGGCGAGUGGUGCCGGAACAGGAGGUGGUGCCAACACCACCACCACCACCAACACCAAGUCACUGUCCAACCGGAUUACGUCGCUCAAGAAGGAGAACAAGACGACCCAGACACUGAGCAUUGUGGUGGGCGGCUUCAUCGCCUGCUGGCUGCCCUUCUUCGUCAACUAUCUGAUCACUCCCUUCCUGGCGGAGCACCAGGCCAGUCAUAUGCUGGCCAAGGCACUCACAUGGCUGGGAUGGUUCAACAGCGCCAUCAAUCCAUUCAUCUACGCCUUCUACAGCGUGGACUUCCGGGCGGCCUUCUGGCGUCUCACCUGCAAGCGCUUCUUCAGCUCUGGCCAGAAGCCGCAGUUCCCCACGAACACCAUGUCCAUCAGGCGAUAGAGGAGCAGAGGGAGGAAGAGAGAGGCCUCAACCCGUCAAGCGCCAAGCCAGCGCCUAACGUAUUAUUAACAUAUUCAUUAACUCUAGGUGUGGUUCGUAAUUGCACCACAAGUCAGUCACCUGAUCCAACCACCUCACCACCUCACUUCCUGGCCAUAUGUGUAUAAUUGUUCUCUAGUUACUCCUGUAAUUUAUUUAAUCGUCAGGGUUUGCUUCCAAUUCAGGAUCAUUUUGCCAUUUAAGAAAGACGACCAACACCCACUGGCCAUUCCACUGAUUACGUUUGACCUUUGAAAGCAGCAGGACCUAACUCAGUACAGUAGAGAUUCUGCUAAACUGAAAAGGUUUCUAGGACUUAAAGUAAGCAGUAACAUUUUGAAGAGUACAUAAGGGGUAGUAUCCUUUAAUGGUUGAUUUGAUUUUAUUGUACAAACGAUUCAGAUCUAGUUAGCAAAAAUGUUAUAAACAUGUCUAGGGAAUCACUAUCUCAGAACUAUUUACAGGAGUGCAAGUCCUUUUUUAGGAAAGCUCCUCUGUCUGCAGGUAUAUGCGACUGCAGGCCACAAUUUCAAGGUAUUUUUGCAGCCAGCAUUUUUGCAUGCGGAACCCAAACUCGAUGUGGAAAAUCUGAUACGCGGCAGCACGUAUCGAUUUAGUAAUUUCCGCGAGACUUUUCCGCUCGGCAGGCGGCGCCGCCUUUGCUGCCUCUCAACUUGCAACAUUCGUUCGCCUCGAGUCGGGGCAAAAAGGCAAAAUGUGGCUCAGACAGAGCCCGGCCAAGCCAACGGCAUAGACAGUUUAGAUGGAUGAGAAAACUUGUUUAUAUGGCUCACCGAAAUUGCGCACAUUUCUCAUACUCUAAUAUUCAGUGGCGUGCUGGGUCACCUUUUCCGCAAAAAAGGUGACCCCCCAACAACCCCCCACGCGAAUCGUGAAUUCCCUUUUUGCCAACUUUACGAGGCAACUAACUCGUCCUAUCGGAAUUGAAUUUAGUGCUGGAUUGUUAUAUAUAUCAUAGCCGAUAUCAAGGCGCCAUAAAUUCAACAGAUACGAGUUGAUUGAUUUAGGACUUUCUGUUGGAAGGACUUACUCGAAUCAGUGGAAACCACUGGGUGGAUUAGGUCAGGCAUUAGCUUUUAGCUUUAUUGGAAUGCCAGUUAAAAAAACAGUUACUGUGAUUUAGUUAAUAGUAGAAGUCAUCCAGGCUUCUUAAGCAGUUUUCCCUUAGCCUUAACAGAGUGUCUGACAGUGUGUAUGCAAGAGAAUGUGUUUGUGUGUGAAAAAGCUUGUGUGAAUGGGUUGAAAAUAUACCAAAUAAUUUUAGGCAUAAUUUAUUCAUGCCAUCGGCAGCUUAGCUAACCCCAGGACCUAGAGCAGCAGUAGGGCAAAGUUUCGUGUUGUAUCAAGCAAUCUACUUUUAACUCCAUCCCAGCCAGCUCCAUGCCCCCAUCUCUCCAUUCGGCGACGGUGUGAAGUCAUAAACGCAAUCAAGCAAUGCUACGACAUAGAGAUUAAGUCAGACGAACGCUCACCAGCAUACGUACAUGUACUCUACUGUAUUCAUCCUCAUCUCCAUAUCCAUUGCCAUUCCCCUGGCUGGCAUCUCAUCUCAUAGCCCGUCAGUUCCUUCAAUCCUUCUGAAUUUCAGCUCACAUGUCAGGCCUAACAAGUCAAACAGAUGCUCCGGGUGAGAACGCUUCCGACCCGUCGGAAGCAAACACACACACACUGCGGAUGGAGCUCCUUGCCGUCACCCAUCUAUCAUCUCAAAAGCAAGAGAAUCUCUCAGCCUCAGUCCCAGUCUCAGACUCAUUGGCAUGAGCUUUUGGCUUGUAAUAUCAUAUACAUAAUCCGCAUAAUCUGCAUAUAUAUUAAUAGUUAUGUGUAUGUACGAACAGCAUUUUUUGGAACCGAACAAAUAAAUAGACAAA
Drosophila serrata is the source of this 4541-nucleotide messenger RNA. It is a transcript of the gene TyrR, whose product is annotated as Tyramine receptor. The record is from RefSeq and is a predicted model, not a curated record. NCBI's taxonomy places the organism in Eukaryota, Metazoa, Arthropoda, Insecta, Diptera, Drosophilidae. Gene Ontology annotation, molecular function: G protein-coupled receptor activity. Gene Ontology annotation, cellular component: plasma membrane. Gene Ontology annotation, biological process: positive regulation of MAPK cascade; adenylate cyclase-activating adrenergic receptor signaling pathway.